AUUAUUGAUGUAAAUGCUGAAUGCUAUAUUAUAGAUUUCUCUCACAAACACAUACUAUACGUGUGAUAUGAUGCUGAAAGCUAUGGAAGGACAAGGCGGCGCGAGGUCGGUGAGGAUGACGAGGAAGGCGGAGAUCGACACAAGUCCGCCGUUCCGGUCUGUCAAGGAGGCUGUCAUCAUGUUCGGCGACACUCUUCUCGCCGGCGAACUCUAUGCCACCAAACUCAAACGGAUGAAUGAGUAUGGAUCGGGUAAACACCACGGCGGCGUUCCAACGGAGGUCGGAAACGUAACGGCGGAGCUGGAGGAGACAAAGCAAACCCUAGAAAAGGCUCAAGAAGAAAGCUUGAUAAUGGCGACAUGCCUCUCCUCUUUACAAGACGAGCUCGAUCGGACCAAGAAGGAGCUCCGCCAACUCAAGGCGGAGCAAAAGAAAUCCGACCAAGCGGCGGCGGCGCCGGUGGUGGUCGAAGAAGACCUCAAAUCCAUCGAGGUCUCCACCGAGUUCGAACUCAAAUCUGCAGAUACGACAAAACCAGAAAACAAUGUGGAGUUUCAGAAGAAGAGAUACGUGACUUUCGCGAACCCGCCGUCCGUCGUGGCUCGCGUCAUGGUGCCGGAAAGUGACGACGCCCGGCUCGAGAGGCUCCCGUCGAUGAAGAAUAAGAAGAAGAAGAACAGAUCAUCCAUCCCGCUGAUCGGAGGGCUUCUCUCCAGGAUAAAGGGUGCUGCAACAUCAAGAGCUUGAGCUCGUACCAAAGACAUAAUGGAAACCAUCAUGAAAUCAUAUCACAUAUAAUGUCUCUUUCAUAGUUAAUAAUCUUGUCGGUCGUUUAAUUUUUGAUUAUUAAUAUAAGUAAACCUCGUACCAAA
Molecule: messenger RNA, 873 nt
Organism: Ipomoea nil (Japanese morning glory)
Lineage: Eukaryota; Viridiplantae; Streptophyta; Magnoliopsida; Solanales; Convolvulaceae
Product: WEB family protein At1g75720-like
Exons: 2
Coding region: 68-748 (226 amino acids)
Source: RefSeq, a predicted model, not a curated record